This is a messenger RNA of Aspergillus eucalypticola CBS 122712, 1548 nucleotides long. RefSeq names its product MCT family MFS transporter. Gene Ontology annotation, molecular function: transmembrane transporter activity. Bases 1 to 1548 code for a protein of 515 amino acids. Gene Ontology annotation, cellular component: fungal-type vacuole membrane. Gene Ontology annotation, biological process: transmembrane transport. The transcript has 5 exons. The record is from RefSeq and is a predicted model, not a curated record. Lineage: Eukaryota; Fungi; Ascomycota; Eurotiomycetes; Eurotiales; Aspergillaceae.
AUGCCGCGUUCGGAAACCGAGCCGAAGUUGGACGAGGAGCUCGCUGAAAGGCCCGAUAGGAUCAUCCCGCCGAUGAUCCUUCAGCCCAGGCCCCGCCCCGCUCUCUUUUGGCCCCUGCUACUCAGUUCUAGCAGAAACAUAAUUUCAAUCAUGGCGCUCGAGCAAAAGUCAGCCGCCUCCAUCGCCGAGCAGCCCUGGCGCUCAACAGACUUGCAAGGCCCGUCUGACCUUAGCGCCGCGCAUUCCACUGCCAACUACGGCAGACCCCGAUCAUUCGAGAUCGUUGAACCACCAGCCCAGAUCUCCACCAGCACUUUUCACGUCCGUGACACUACUCCCCAUGAUAUAUUUCCAGAUGGUGGAACCCGGUCAUGGGUUGUUGUUCUGGGGUCCUUUUUCCUACUGAUGAGCAGUUACGGCAUGAUGAACUCUACUGGUGUCCUGCAGAGUUAUUUUGCCAGCCACCAGCUCUCGGACUACACCAGUAGUGUCAUCGGUUGGAUCCCGGGUCUAUUUGUCUUCUGUGGCCUAGGCUUGGGCGCCCAGGUUGGUCCGAUGUUCGACAGGUACGGACCUACGGGCAUUCUCAUCGCUGGGACGGCUUGCUACGUCGCGGGCCUGCUACUGAUGGCUGAAUGCCAACUCUACUGGCAAUUUAUCCUGACCUUCGGUGUUCUCACUGGCAUGGGCGCUGCUCUGUUGAGCACGGCUGCCAUUUCUGCCGUUCCCCAUUGGUUCGAUCGCCGAGUUGGCUUGGCCAUGGGCACGGCGAUGGCCGGGGCGGGUGUUGGGGGAGUGGUGUUCCCCUGGGUUCUCCGGGCAGGGUUUAAGGACCUUGGAUAUAAGUGGACCAUGCGGCUGCUUGCAUUGAUUGUGGGGACCUUGUGUGCAAUGGGAAUCGCUUUUGUUCGUUCUCGUCUACCAAGGAGCCAGAGCAAGCCGAGCAUCAACGUGCGUGCCUUUCGGGACGGGAGGUUUACCUGGUUGACCAUGGGAACAUUCAUCAUGGAGCUGGAAGUCUUUGGCUGCCUGGGUCUUUACCCGACAUAUGUUGUAAUGCAGGGAUUUGGCACGACCACCAGCAUCAUCCUCCUGUCUAUCUUGAACGUGUUCUCUACCAUUGGUCGCCUCGUCGCUGGUGGUGUCGCAGACAAGUAUGGGCGAAUCAACACGCAGAUAGGACUGCUCGGCCUCGGUGCCGUGGCGGUCUUUGUCAUCUGGCUACCCUUCGGAAGCAAAUUGGCGGGACUCUAUAUCUUCAGUUGUGUAUAUGGAUUUGCUUCCGGUUCCUUUAUUAGUCUGGCGCCAGCUUGCAUCGGUCAAAUUUCCAAAGCCAGUGAAGUGGGUGGGAGAUUCGGGGUUUGCUAUCUGACCGUCAGCUUUGCUACUUUGAUCAGUAUCCCCAUUGGUGGUGAGAUGAUCGAAACCGUCGGAAAGCAGGCCAUGGUGGCCUUUCUCGGUGCCGUUCUGGUCAUCGCGAUGGGCAUGUUCUCCAUGGCGCGAUGGUCGUGCCUUCAUUACCGAUGGCGGUGGCAGGCUAAAAUCUAA